CCGAGCGCACGGGCUGGGAGGCCGUAGGCGCGUCAAGGUCAGCCUGGACGGGGGUGGCUGCCUGCCUGGGGGCGGGAGACCCUCCCAGGGGGCUGGGCUGCGGCCUCCGAGCGCCUCGGCCAUAUUGAACAGCCACGGCUGAGUCGUCUUUGUCUGCGAAGUCCUCUCCCAAGCUGCAGGCGAGUCCCCGAGGCAGGAAGAGCCACGGGGCAGCCCGUGCGCCCCAACUCGGAGCCCGUGCACCGCGUUCGCAGCUGGCCGGUGAGCUUUGAGCCUCAGGACCCAUCUCACCCCCGGCCCACGUAAGCAUCCCCGGGGGUUGAUUCCCGCCAGUCCUUGGUGGGGAGCCGGACUUGACCAAGACUGGACUCGGUUGCGGGCAGAGAAGUUAGGAGGGGCUGGCUCCUCCUUGGCUGGAGAGGUGAGACCCUCCGGGCAGUUCGGCCGCGACCCCCCACCCCCAAGACCCAGGCCUACUUGUAGUUUGGGGUCGUUGCCCCCACCCCAGCUUUCACCCUGGAGAUCUUAAAGACCCUCGAGAAAAGCCACGUGGGGGGCUGGUUCCCCUGGGGCUUCCUCCCUUCCCCCGACUGCCUGAUCCUGUGGAGCGUCCCAGAUGUCUGCAAAGAUGUGGAUCUGGAUGUCCUCGUGGAAGCCUUGAAACCCGUGGGGACCUUUAAGAAGAUUGGCAAGGUGUUCCGCAGGGAGGAGGACUCCACGGUGGGGAUGCUGCAGAUCGGGGAGGACGUCGACUAUUUGCUCAUCCCCCGGGAGGUCAGGCUGGCCGGGGGCGUGUGGAGGGUCAUCUCCAAGCCGGCCACCAAGGAGGCCGAAUUUCGGGAGCGGCUGACCCAGUUUCUGGAGGAAGAAGGCCGCACGCUGGAGGACGUGGCCCGCAUCAUCGAGAAGAGCACCCCACACCCGCCCCAGCCCCCCAAAAAGCCCAAGGAGCCCCGAGUGAGGAGGAGAGUCCCGCAAAUGGUGACCCCUCCCCCGCGGCUGGUCGUGGGCACCUAUGACAGCAGCAACGCCAGCGACAGCGAGUUCAGUGACUUCGAGACCUCCAGACGCAAGGGCGACAAGGGUCACAACGGCCCGGGGCGCGGCAGGAGGGUGCGCAAAAUGCCUGUCAGUUACCUGGGCAGCAAAUUUCUGGGGAGCGACCUGGAAAGCGGGGAUGAUGAGGAACUGGUGGAGGCCUUCCUGCAGCGAGGGGAGAAGAAGCCCAGCGCGCCACCUGCCCGCCGCCGCGUGAACCUGCCGGUGCCCAUGUUUGAGGACAACCCCAGGCCGCAGCUGUCCAAGGCGGACAGGUGGCGAGAGUACGUCAGCCAGGUGUCCUGGGGGAAGCUGAAGCGGAGGGUGAAGGGCUGGGCGCCGAGGUCCAGCCCCGAGGUGGGCGAGGCCCGGCAGGCCUCUCCCAGGGUGGAGAGGGACGGGGCAUGGGCGCCAGGCAGGGCCAGCCUGGGGGAUAAUGUGGGCAACGCAGGAGGCGGCCAGGCGCCCGAGACUGCCCCAAGACGAUGGAGGCCCAGAAUCAACUGGGCCUCUUUCCGCCGUCGUAGGAGGGAGGAGGCAGCAGCAUCCACAGUUCAGGUGGCAGAGGCUGCAGACGAUCAGAGGGCAGAGGCUGCAGACGAUCAGAGGGCAGAGGCUGCAGACGAUCAGAGGGCAGAGGCUGCAGACGAUCAGGGGGCAGAGGCUGCAGGUAAUCAGAGGGUGGAGGCUAUAGCUAAUCAGAGGGCAGAGGCCAUACCCGUCCAGGGGGCAGAGGCCGAGGAUAAUCCCGGGGCAGAAGCCAUAGCUGUCCAGAGGGCAGAGGUUGCAAAUAAUCGGAGGGAAGGGGCUGCAGAUAAUCAGAGGGCAGAGGCCCCAGUUGUCCAGGAAGCUGAAGCCUCAGCUGCCCGGGUGGCCACAGGGGCAACCCAGGGAGCUAGGGCCCGGAAACAGGUCAAGACAGUGAGGUUCCAGACUCCUGGACGUUUCUCAUGGUUUCGCAAGCGGCGGAGAGCCUCCUGGCACACUCCUCGGUUGCCAACCCUGCCGGAGAGAGUCCCCAGGGCAGGCGAGGCCAGGAGCCUUAGGGUGUUGAGGGCAGAGGCCAGAGCAGAAGCAGAGCAGGGAGAACGAGAAGACCAGCUGUGAGGUGAGGGCAGGGGUGCCCCAGACCACACCGCCACCGGCCACGCUCUCGGCCACACAAGGCACGGUCCUCCUCUCCCGCACGUGGAUGGAGACGCUCUUCCUGCCUCCGUACUUGAAAAUGGAGGUUGGGGCGCCUGGGUGGCUCAGUCGGUUGGGCAUCCGACUUCGGCUCAGGUCAUGAUCUCGCGGUUGGUGAGUUCGAGCCCCGCGUCGGGCUCUGUGCUGACAGCUCA
Messenger RNA from Prionailurus viverrinus (fishing cat), 2378 nucleotides. It is a transcript of the gene CCDC8, whose product is annotated as coiled-coil domain containing 8. Gene Ontology annotation, cellular component: 3M complex. Gene Ontology annotation, biological process: microtubule cytoskeleton organization; regulation of mitotic nuclear division. Bases 727 to 2145 code for a protein of 472 amino acids. The transcript has a single exon. The record is from RefSeq and is a predicted model, not a curated record. Lineage: Eukaryota; Metazoa; Chordata; Mammalia; Carnivora; Felidae.